GAGUUUACCAAUUCGGUGCCUCCGAGUGCCUCCUCUGGUUCGAGCCGAGCGUGGUUGAAAAGCGUGGGAGUAAUUGGCCGUAGACAUCUUUAGAGCCAACGUGAAAUGAUGAUGAGUUUGAAACGUGGUGUGUUCACUGCUGAGGUUCACACAGUCUCGAUGGUGUUCUCUGUCUCCAGAUACUUUACCGACUGAUGGCAUUUGAGUUCGUCUGCGGAGUGCUGGCACGGGGCAUUCUGGGCAUUCUGGUCAUUAUGGAGCACAUGGACGAAACUUUCGAACAGUCCUCUCGGUCAUCCUUAUCCAUCUCUGCAGGCGACACAGCGCACGACGAUGGAAGGAGACCGAUGGACAGGAACAAUUUACACUUUCUUUUCAUUCUCGCUCUCUGUGUCACAACUUUCCGCUUCAUUUUGCAGAAGACGACUGCAUUUCGCCAUUGGUGCGUGAGUCGAAAGAAUCUGCAAUGGUGCCACGAAGCAAUCAACGUGUUAUUGCACUGCUUGCAGGUUGUCGUGCCUGUAUUGUGGGCUUCCCUUUUCCUCUGUUGGGCGUAUCACCAAGGACUCUCCAACUGCUUAACAUACUAUAUCGUAGGAGUUGUCACACUUCGAAUUAUGACCAUCCUACGCCGGUUGGCCAAAUGGCUGGCGUCAAAAGCGCAUGAGUGGUCCCAUGAAUAGACCAUGCUCUUUUCGAUAAGGAAUUUCUACUGAUGGACAGAAUUACGAGCUGGAAAGACUAUCAAUCUCCUCGCUAGAGUUGGUCUCUUGGAGAGAGAUGUGGAUCAAGCUUCCUAUUCCAGACGAUCAUAUAAUAUGGUAGAUUUCAGAAGCAAGUCAUGCUUAUUGAAACGACUCAGUUUCACUCUCCCUUGUGGUAGCUUGGGUGCGGACUGUGUCCUUUGUUCAUUUAAGCACCUGUUUACGAAACAGAAUGUCGUGCAUCUUGUACCAAUUGUACGUCUUCAAAGCUAAAGAGAUUGUUCAAUUUUAAUAUGAAGCUAGUUGUAUUGGCUUCUGCAGACAGUACUCGCAUAUGACAUUGGACUAAACAGAAUUCUUAUUCUCCUGUACAAGAUCAAUUCCCACAUGC
This is a messenger RNA of Marchantia polymorpha subsp. ruderalis, 1095 nucleotides long. The record is from the annotation of a GenBank genome assembly. NCBI's taxonomy places the organism in Eukaryota, Viridiplantae, Streptophyta, Marchantiopsida, Marchantiales, Marchantiaceae.